Salvia miltiorrhiza (redroot sage) is the source of this 3537-nucleotide messenger RNA. Its product is annotated as AP-4 complex subunit epsilon. Gene Ontology annotation, biological process: intracellular protein transport; receptor-mediated endocytosis. Gene Ontology annotation, molecular function: cargo adaptor activity. The record is from RefSeq and is a predicted model, not a curated record. Gene Ontology annotation, cellular component: AP-4 adaptor complex; membrane coat. Lineage: Eukaryota; Viridiplantae; Streptophyta; Magnoliopsida; Lamiales; Lamiaceae.
ACUUCGCAGCAAUGAUUGUACAUCAACGAGCCCCCCCUCUUUUAUGAUCUCUCCUUCUCCGCAUUCCUUCUCUCCUUACACGUACACACAAAAACAAAAAUACACACACAUCUCAAUUUCACACACUAAUAUAUUGUCUCUCUCUGGAUCUUCACCUCCUCUCUGCAGAUUUCCCCAAUUUCCCGAACCCUAAACCCAAAUCUACUCCCAAUUUCUUUCCCCGGGCCCGAAUUUCAUCCAAUCUCGACCGAGAUCGAUUUGAUACCCUUUAAUUCAAACAUUUUCAAAGCUGGAGCAGCUAAAGACGAUCGGUCGGGAGCUCGCGAUGGGCUCCCAAGGUGGAUUCGGGCAGUCUAAGGAGUUCCUCGACCUCAUCAAAUCAAUCGGCGAGUCUCGAUCCAAAGCCGAGGAAGACCGCAUUGUAUUGCGUGAAGUGGAGACCCUCAAAGUUAGGUUGAACGACCCGAACACCCCCAAAUACAAGCUCAAGGAGUACAUAAUCCGCCUCCUCUAUGUCGAGAUGCUCGGCCACGACGCCUCCUUCGGGUACAUCCACGCCGUCAAGAUGACGCACGACGAGAAUUUACUGCUCAAAAGAACUGGAUACCUGGCGGUGACGUUGUUUCUGAACGAGGAUCAUGAUUUGAUUAUUUUGAUCGUCAACACGAUACAGAAGGACUUGAAGAGCGAUAACUUUUUGGUGGUUUGCGCGGCUUUGAAUGCGGUGUGCAGGUUGAUCAAUGAGGAGACGAUUCCAGCGGUUCUGCCGCAGGUUGUGGAGCUGUUGGGGCACCAGAAGGAGGCGGUGAGGAAGAAGGCUGUCAUGGCGCUUCAUCGGUUUUCUCAAAAGGCUCCUGGGUCGGUUUCCCAUCUCAUUUCCAAUUUCCGCAAGAAGCUUUGCGACAAUGAUCCUGGGGUUAUGGGUGCUGCUCUUUGCCCUCUAUUUGAUCUUAUUACUGCUGAUGUUGACAAAUAUAAGGACCUGGUGGUUAGUUUUGUAAACAUUCUUAAGCAAGUAGCUGAGCGCAGACUACCAAAGAGUUACGACUAUCAUCAGAUGCCUGCUCCAUUCAUUCAGAUCAAAUUGUUGAAAAUUCUGUCCCUACUGGGUACUGGUGACAAGAAGGCCAGUGAACAAAUGUACACAAUUGUGGGUGAUAUAAUGAGAAAAUGUGAUUCGACAAGCAACAUUGGGAAUGCCAUUCUUUAUGAGAGCAUUUGUUGUGUUUCAUCAUUGCACCCCAACCCAAAGUUGCUUGAAUCAGCUGCUGAUGCAAUUGCAAAAUUUCUGAAAAGCGACAGCCACAACCUGAAGUAUCUUGGUAUUGAUGCUCUUACUCGACUAAUAAAGAUAAACCCAGAAAUAGCUGAGCAGCAUCAACUGGCUGUAAUUGAUUGCUUAGAGGACCCAGAUGAUACCCUAAAGCGCAAGACCUUUGAUCUACUCUACAAAAUGACCAAGUCAUCAAAUGUAGAAGUAAUCGUGGACCGUAUGAUUGAGUAUAUGAUAAGCAUCAAUGAUAGUCAUUACAAAACCGAAAUAGCUUCAAGAUGUGUUGAUCUUGCUGAACAGUUUGCUCCAAGCAACCAAUGGUUCAUACAGACCAUGAAUAAAGUGUUUGAGCAUGCAGGGGACCUGGUGAAUGCUAAAGUUGCACAUAACCUGAUGAAAUUAAUUGCAGAGGGAUUUGGAGAGGAUGAUGAUACUGCAGAUAGUCAGCUUAGAUCAUCUGCUGUGGAGUCUUAUCUUCGAAUCAUGGGCGAGCCAAAAUUACCAUCUGCUUUUCUUCAAGUAAUUUGUUGGGUCUUAGGAGAAUAUGGGGUUGCAGAUGGUAAAUAUUCUGCCUCAUACAUCAUUGGGAAGUUGUGUGAUGUUGCAGAGGCACACCCAGAUGAUGAUACAGUGAAGGGAUAUGCAGUGACAGGAAUUAUGAAGAUAUAUUCAUUUGAAAUAGCGUCUGGGAAACCUGUGGACUUACUGCCCGAGUGCCAGUCACUGAUUGAAGAAAUGUUGGCAUCUCACUCGACGGACCUUCAGCAGCGUGCCUAUGAGCUUCAAUCCAUCUUCACUUUAGAUGCGCAAGCUGUCAAGAAAAUAAUGCCUAUGGAUUCAACUUGUGAUGACAUUGAGAUUGACAAAAACCUUUCAUUUCUAGAUGGUUAUGUCCAACAAGCAAUAGAAAAUGGUGCUCAGCCAUAUAUUCCGGAGAGUGAACGCUUUGGAAUGUCAAGCAUUAGUAAUUUCAAGAGUCAUGACGAACACGAACCAUCUACACACGCUCUUAGGUUUGAGGCCUACGAGUUACCUAAACCAUCGCUGCCUCAGAAUGUUCCUCCAGUAUUAGCAUCCUCAUCUGAGCUUGUUCCUGUCCCAGAGCCAUUAUAUGCUGCUGAUGUCCUGCAUCCUACCUCUGUUCCAUCAGCUUCUGAUUCUGGGUCAUCGGAACUGAAACUACGACUUGAUGGGGUUCAGAAGAAGUGGGGACGACCUACUUACUCCUCUCCUGUACCAUCUAGUUCAAGCACUGAACCAGUUAAGGUUCAGAAUGAGACACCCAGACCAGACUCAGCAAGCAGUUCAAAACCAAAAACACGUGAUACAUCUUAUGAUUCAAGAAAGCAGCAAAUUGAAAUUUCUCCAGAAAAGCAAAAACUCGCGGCUUCACUUUUUGGGGGCUCAUCAAAAUCUGAGGGCAGACAGCCUCCUAGCCAGAAGAAUUUGAAAACUCAGAAUCACACUUCAGAUAAGUCUCGCUCAUCGAAGGCUUCAGCUCCUGACACUGCUGUAAAAACAUCCCAGCCACCUCCAGACUUGCUGGACUUGGGUGAACCAUCUAUUGCUAGCAGCGUACCGUCAGUAGAUCCUUUCAAGCAAUUCGAAGGUCUCUUUGAUUUUACACAAGAAACAACCCCAGCAAGUACUGGUGGAGCUGACGAUGCUACUAAAGAUUCUGAUUUCACAUCUCUUUUCGCGGACAUGUCUCUAUCUGCCCAGAGUCAUAUUGAUCCCAGUCCAGAAUCGAAUGGUCUUGGGGGAAGUAAAGUCGAACCUUCAGCUCAACAACUGAACAAGGGGCCAAAUUUGAAGGAAGCUUUGGAGAAGGAUGCACUCGUAAGACAAGUGGGUGUGACGCCAUCUGGUCAGAACCCCAUCUUAUUUAAGGAUUUGCUUGGCUAGAUUUUUAUGUGAGAACCUGGAUACAAAAAUCGAGCUGGAUUCGUUGAGGAUAGCUCUCUGCCUUGGUUUCUAAGCCACGACCAACGAGGAUGCAAUCUAACGACAGGUCACGAGCAGUAGCCCUCCGGUGUUGGUAGUAGUUUCAGCUCUACUCUCUCUGUAUUGGUUGCUGGGAUGAUUCCGGUAUGUAGAAAUUCAGUAAGAGCUAGACAGUACAGGUUUUUCAACUGUCGAUACGUGUUUAUCGUCCAUGUUUAAAACCUCGGGACAAUUUUUGAAACAUUAAACGGAGUGCCGGAGACGCAUUGUGUCUUUAUUUUCACGCUGUAAUAAAAGUAUUGCUGUUAUAUCGUCUUCAA